Bactrocera neohumeralis is the source of this 1983-nucleotide messenger RNA. It is a transcript of the gene Pkd2, whose product is annotated as polycystic kidney disease 2-like 2 protein. Bases 1 to 1983 code for a protein of 660 amino acids. The transcript has 9 exons. Gene Ontology annotation, cellular component: membrane. NCBI's taxonomy places the organism in Eukaryota, Metazoa, Arthropoda, Insecta, Diptera, Tephritidae. Gene Ontology annotation, molecular function: calcium channel activity; calcium ion binding. Gene Ontology annotation, biological process: detection of mechanical stimulus. The record is from RefSeq and is a predicted model, not a curated record.
AUGGAAAAGGGUGAGGCAAUUUCCAGCAAAAAACGUUUUUCAAACGCCACCAAGAAGACACAUCGCAUUUCUUAUGAAAAUGAGGACGCCGCACGUUCGGCGCUGAUCGAGUUCUGUAUCUAUGUCUGUUUUCUUGUGAUGACGCUAUUGGUGGCCUCUUCUUCACGCAACAUGUCUAUGUACUUCUUCAACAAAGGUAUCGAAAAUAUAUUCUUAUCGCGUGAAGUCAACACAUCCUCACACGAAGCAUCCGUGAGGUUCGCUGAAUUAGCCACUACAGCUGACAUGUGGGCAUUUCUAGAAACUAAAUUCAUCAUGGAUCUCCAUGGUGUAGAUGAUAGAGAAGGUGCAGUUGAAGAUGACAACGAAGGAAGUGAAAAUAGCAGCGGUGAGGGUAACACAGCUGGUAGUUCUGCGGAACGCAGACGCCGGUCCGCUGAGGACAAGCUUGUAUUUCUAGAACAAAAUCUAGUGUUGGGACCACCACGACUACGGCAGUUACGUGUGAAAGAGAAUAGUUGUAAUGUACAUAAUGUCUUCGGCAGGUAUUUCUCCAAGUGCUACGCAGACUAUUCGAGUAGUGAUGAAGAUACCACCGCCAUAUAUAAGGGCACCAAAUACAGUACGCUCAGCGCAUUAGGCGCUGAUUCGAUUUGGGGUCAAAUCACAACCUAUCGCGGUGGGGGUUUUGUGAGAAGUUUGUCUUACGACUUUAACGAAAAUAAUCAAAUUUUGUCUGAUUUGAAGUCAAGAAAGUGGUUGGAUCGUGCUUCCCGUUUAAUAAUGGUGGAAUUUACCCUCUACAAUGCCAAUAAAGAUUUGGUAAAUAAUAUUAAAUUCAUUGGUGAGUUGCCGUCAACCGGUGGUGUGGUCACCACUUAUAGCAUAGAGUCGGUGAAAUUGGCGUCAGUUUUUUGGAGAGAUGGCAUAGCGAUACUGGUGAUAGGUGUUAUAUUUUAUCUUUUCAUUUUGUAUUAUACCAUAGUUGAGAUUUUGGAAGUCAUACGCAUCGGUUUCACCAAUUAUGUGCGAAUACUGUGGAAUUUUGUGGACUUUUUAAUAAUUGUUUUAGCAUACUACACGCUAUUCUACAACAUUUGGCAUCCCUUUUACGUCAACGGGUUAUAUAAACGCUUUGAGAAGAACCCAAAUGAAUACCUGCAGCUUGACAAACUGUGCUUCUGGAACUUGACAUACCGCGCUGUCUUCGCCAUUUGCGCGUUUCUUGUGUGUAUGAAAAUAUUGAAAUUCAUUAGCUUCAAUAAAACAAUGCGUCAGUUCAAUGCAACAGUGAGCACAUGUUUUCGCGAUCUUUUGGGCUUCAGCGUUAUGUUCGGUAUCGUAUUUUUGGCUUACGCUCAGAUGGGUCUAUUACUGUUCGGUAAUGUACACUAUGAUUUUCGCAACUUCAAAGAGUCCUUGUUGACUAUGAUACGCAUGAUAUUGGGUGAUUUCGACUACGAGGGUAUCGAAGAGGCGAAUCGUGUAUUGGGGCCUAUAUACUUUCUGACAUACAUAAUAUUGGUGUUUUUCAUAUUACUGAACAUGUUCCUGGCUAUUAUUAAUGACACAUAUAGUAGCGUGAAGAGUGAUAUUAGAGGCGGCCGCAAUUAUUUGUCAACUUAUCUGCACAAGUUAAUAAAUAAAUACUGUCCGAAGUGUUGCCGUUUUGGUGAGCAAAAAGAUGAAGAGCUUGGUCCAUCAAGGGAGGGUACUCCAUCCCGCGAUGCGAGUCCACAGAGCAAUCAAACGAAACGUUCUGUUGGCAAGGAUAAUGUAGUAGAUUAUUUUGAACCCAUCGGACGACAACAAACGCAAGAUCCUGCGGCGAUUAGUCGUUUAACGGCACGUGUUGCAGCUUUGGAGGAUGUGAUCGAACAGCUGAUCGGAGAUGUGGAUCGGACAAUGCGCAAGGUUUUACCAAGUCGACGUCAACGACAAAAUGCCAGACAAAACUCGCCAUCUCAACGGGCGGAACGCUAA